Perca flavescens (yellow perch) is the source of this 1605-nucleotide messenger RNA. It is a transcript of the gene fam131aa, whose product is annotated as family with sequence similarity 131 member Aa. The record is from RefSeq and is a predicted model, not a curated record. Bases 241 to 1182 code for a protein of 313 amino acids. The transcript is spliced from 5 exons. NCBI's taxonomy places the organism in Eukaryota, Metazoa, Chordata, Actinopteri, Perciformes, Percidae.
CCGUCGGGAGAUAUAACCCACAUAGCCUACCGAGCAACAAAUGGUGCGUCUGAGCUGGAGACCUAAUACUGGAGUUAGGAAGAUGUUUCCGCAGACUGAGUGGCUUUAAUGAUCCACUGCAGAGCCCGCUGCAGGGGGACAGACCGCGCGCCAUCAUCUGUUGAUCGGAUUGGAGACAAUUAAGCGCAUUAUCAUGAGCCACCGCGGUCCGACUUACAGGUGAAAUUCGAGGAGAGUGAAAUGAUUCCAAAGUCAGGAAAAUCUCCGGCAGACUCGAGGAAAAGUGUCGGCAUCCAUGAGUUUGCAGCACUUGCCAGGUCCUCCUUAAAUGGUAUCUCUCAGGCAGUGAAGGACCAUGUAACGAAGCCCACCUCCCUGGCUCAGGGCCGGGUCGCCCACCUCAUUGAGUGGAAAGGUUGGCCCAAACCUGCGAACCCACAGCCAGCCGCCCACUUUAGCUCCUACUGCCACCUGACUGAAGGAGAGAAGGAGGCCCGGUUUGCUGCAGGAGUGGCUGAGCAGUUUGCCAUCGCUGAGGCUAAGCUGCGUGCCUGGGCUUCUAUAGAUGAUGAUGACGACGAGGAAGACUCAAACGAUGAAGACUCCCACACCAACGGACGGACUCAAACCGCCUCCAGCCAGAACGCAGGUAUCCACCGUCGCUACCAUUUUGUUCAUUUCCAUCACUCAUCCGGAGUGCCAUGCCAGCAGGUUGAUGGCGGCGAGGCACCGCCCGACAGUAGCAGCAACGAGGGCAGCCCGCUCUGUGGUAGGCCUGCGUCUUACAAUGACCCACAUUCAUCCCAGACCAAUUCACCUACUUUAGCCAGCGACUGCACGAGUCCCUUCCUGGAGGAGGAAGAGGAGGGAGAUAGGCUGGGUGGUCGCGUGGAGCAGCCGGCCCUUUUGCAGGAGCAGCGCAGCGAGGUCUGCAUCCACAACAAGCCUGAGUGGAGGCCUCGGGCCAGGAGCAGCAGGUUCGACUCCUGCUACUCCACCUCUCACUCGGAGUCUCCUGGAGAGGAUGACGAGGAGGACGAGGAGGACGAAGGCAGCGUGUUUCAUGAGUUUCGAGCGUGGCAUUCCAGCCGGAGAAGCUUCUUCUCUGACCGGGCUUCCUCUGGAGUGGCGUCCUUCGAUGAAGAGGAGAGGGAUGAAGUAGAGGAGAAGAAGAGUAUUUGAUGUGAUGUGUUGUCCAUCUUUAUGUCUCUUUGAGUCCGUGUUGAUUCUGGAUAUGACAUAAUCUAUUCUUUCACUGUAAACCUCUCUCCACCUCCUCUUCUUCCCCUGAUCAUCUCUUCUCCACUCGCUGCCUUCUGUCUCUCAUCCUCUAGGCCUUUCAUGUACUGAUCUAGCUCCUCUGUUUAUCGCUGCUGUAAACAGUAUAUAUAGAUCUAUCUAUCUAUUAUAUAUAUAUAUAUAUAUAUAUUGGAGAGUUCAAUCAGAAUGUAAAGCUGUUGUUUAAACUUAGUUUUGUAAAUUUUUGUGAAGAGUCACGUGUUGCAUUGGUUUUCUAUGGAUAUUUUGUAUUGUUGUUUUUCUGGGUCAUGCUGUGUCGUGGGUCGGGCUAUGUUUAAUACUGAAUGUCUGAAUGUCCUGCUUAUA